This is a messenger RNA of Anopheles cruzii, 3710 nucleotides long. It is a transcript of the gene mbt, whose product is annotated as serine/threonine-protein kinase PAK mbt. Gene Ontology annotation, biological process: regulation of MAPK cascade; intracellular signal transduction; protein phosphorylation. Lineage: Eukaryota; Metazoa; Arthropoda; Insecta; Diptera; Culicidae. Gene Ontology annotation, molecular function: ATP binding; protein serine/threonine kinase activity. The transcript is spliced from 5 exons. The record is from RefSeq and is a predicted model, not a curated record. The coding region runs from base 1 to 2673 and encodes 890 amino acids. Gene Ontology annotation, cellular component: cytoplasm.
AUGUUUUCGAAGAAAAAGAAAAAGCCGCAAAUUUCGUGCCCGAGCAACUUCGAGCAUCGCGUCCACACGGGCUUCGACAAGCGCGAGGGCCGCUACGUCGGGUUGCCACUGCAAUGGGCGUCCAUUGUGGGCAACAAUCAGAUUCUGAAAUCAUCGAACCGGCCGCUCCCGUUGGUGGACCCGUCGGAAAUCACGCCGACCGAGAUACUGGACCUCAAGACGAUCGUGCGCCCUCACGGACAGGGUGGCCCCGUAGGCCCCGUUGGUGGUCCGGUGGCCGCCACCCCGGAGCCGGGCAAACUGAUCCUGCCGAAAACCUCCAACGUAGCGCGCUCGAACUCGCUGCGAAGCUCCAGUCCGCCGCGCGUCCGACGGGGCGAUUUGCGUGCCAACACCAAUGUGCCACCUUCCGUGCCGGAAGAACCGCACCAACCCGGCAGCGGUCAGCAGUCUCCGUACCCGGGGAUGAUGAUGAUGAACAACAACAGUUUCGCGGCCAAGGGCGGUCCAGCGGCGGCCCCAGUCGGCCCGGGAACGUUCACGCCCGGCCACCAAUCGAUGAUGGAGACCAACUUUAACAACAACUUCGAUCCGCACCAUCAACACGUGCACGUGCAGCAACACCUAGGGUCGCUUCCGCCCGGCGGUGGCCAGCAUCCGCAAGCGCCACACAUGCAUCUACCGCUCAUGCACCAACAACAGCAGCAGCACCAUCAUCCGCCGCUGCCACCGCAUCACCAGAUGGCAACCCCACACAUGAACGGGGGUCUGAUAGCGAACCCGGCCGCCGCCGCCGCCGUCAACCCGGCCGCGUCCACCAACGGAACUGGCUCGAACGGAAACCUCUCCAAUCCGGUCAGCGUGCUGACGGAAACGUCCUCGCUCUAUCACAACCGAUCCCAGAAAUCCUCCCCGACGGGAUCGGACAGUAUCCAGCGGUAUAACAGUGCCCAUCAUGGCGGAUACCCGGGACCGAUGGCCAGUAACAGCAGUAGCUUCCACGGCCCAGGAUCCAACCCGGAUGCCGGUCUGCAGACGGCGGUGGGUCCUCCGCCGCCACUGCACAGUAAACCCGGAUCGACCGCACCGAAUAGUUUCCUCGCCCACCAGGGGCCACCAGGAGGACAUCCCGGGAAUAGCACUCCGGCUAUGGAUGGAACGCAGCAGCUCAACAAUCACGGCCCACUCGGGCAGCUGGCCAACGAUGCGGCCAAUGGUAAUCAUGUGCCCGGUGCUGGUGGAUUCCAUCAUCAUCAGCAGCACCAUCAUCACCAUCAUCCGCACGGCGGCAUGGUGGGCCCGGGUGGCCAAACGCUGGCAACUCCGCAACCGACAGGCGGUCCUCAAAUGUCGCCGACCGGAAUGCAUAAUGCAGCUUCCCAUCAGCAUCCGCAGCAGCAGCAGCAGCAGCCUCAGCAGAUGCCGAUGCAGAUGCCGGGCGGCGGUCAGAUGAUGAUGAACCAUCAGCAGCAGCAGCACCAUCACCACCACCAACACCACCACCACCAGCACAAUCACAAUCCGAACCCGCAUCAGAAAAUGCCAUCACCGUCGUCCGGUUCCACGGGCCAGGGUGACCAGCAGCAGCAGCCGCAGCAGUCGCAGCACCAACAACAGCAAAAUCACAUUCUCAACAACAACAACGGGAGCGCCAUCGGCAGUGCCAAGAGCAACUCGCGGGCGUCCAGCUCGAGCGGUGGCAAUGUGUCGGUCGCACAAAGCACCACCUCCACCACGCAAAGCGGCCAAUCGCAGCUGCAACCGCCGGUGAAGACGGAGCAAAGACUGACCCACGAACAGUUCCGAGCGGCGCUCCAGAUGGUCGUAUCGGCGGGCGAUCCACGAGAGAAUCUGGAAAAUUACACAAAAAUCGGCGAAGGAUCCACCGGUACCGUGUGCAUUGCGACCGAUAAGUCAACCGGUCGUCAGGUGGCGGUCAAACAGAUGGACCUACGGAAGCAGCAGCGACGUGAGCUGCUGUUCAACGAGGUGGUCAUCAUGCGGGACUAUCACCACCCGAACAUCGUCGAGACGUACAGCAGCUUCCUGGUGAACGACGAGCUGUGGGUCGUGAUGGAGUUCCUCGAGGGUGGUGCCCUAACGGACAUCGUGACCCACUCGCGGAUGGACGAGGAACAGAUAGCGACGGUGUGCAAGCAGUGCCUGAAGGCACUGUCCUAUCUCCACUCACAGGGUGUCAUUCAUCGUGAUAUCAAGUCCGACUCGAUACUGCUCGCGUCGGACGGGCGCGUCAAGCUGUCCGACUUUGGCUUCUGUGCCCAGGUGUCGCAGGAGCUGCCGAAGCGCAAAUCGCUCGUCGGCACCCCGUACUGGAUGUCGCCGGAGGUGAUCUCGCGGCUCCCGUACGGGCCCGAGGUGGACAUCUGGUCGCUCGGCAUCAUGGUGAUCGAGAUGAUCGACGGUGAACCGCCGUUCUUUAACGAGCCGCCGUUGCAGGCGAUGCGCCGCAUCCGGGACAUGCCGCCGCCGAAGCUGAAAAACUCGCACAAAGUGUCGAGCCGGUUGCAGAACUUCCUCGACCGCAUGCUGGUGCGCGAUCCGGCGCAACGGGCCACCGCGGCCGAGCUGCUCGCCCAUCCGUUCCUCCGGCAGGCGGGACCACCGUCGCUGCUCGUGCCGCUGAUGCGCGGUGCACGCCACAGCAACUGUUGAGUCGCGCGUUCCCCAAAUCUUUUAGGCCAUCUUUAGCGAAACAAACACCCUUUGCGGCGGGUGUAAAGGUGUUUCAAACGUUUCGUUUUGAAGUGUUUCAAAAUUUGUUGCAUUUAUUCAUCGAAGUCGGUACUCUUUGUUGUAUAGCGAGAAGCUCUGUUUAGGAUUUAGGAUGUGACACCGGACGACGGUGUAUGUACUCAACUACGGUGUACUAAUUUCAGUGUAAGAGUUAACAUUGGCGAGCAUCCGAGUCGGUCCGGUGCGGUCCUAGGGGGAUGCUCGCCCACAGUAUUGCAAAUGACGCAGUUCCGCAGGAACAGAUAGUAUUCCGUUAAAAUUCCAGCACAUUCCAGUAGCGUUUAGACGGGUUCCGAGUAUUUUUGCGGGUAGAGUUUCAUAGCCAUUCACCGUGUUAGCUCAUCUCGGAUUCAGGGGACCCUAGUUUGGUGUAUUUACUGCCCAAGAUUAAGAGUUGAUUUUAUGAGAGCGAGUGAAAGUGUCCCAUUAGAUGUUUGUUAUCAACGCGCCUUGUUGUAGCUAUUUUAACCCCGUAGACUUAACUGACCGUUCUGUACAGUGCCGUCAGAACUGCUGAACGGUCCUAGGGUAACACGACUUUAGCUAUUUAAAACAGACAUUGUAUUUACGCAAGAGAGAAGCUUACUUACCCGGUUCGCGGGCGGUUUUUGAAAGAAGGAACGAAGUGUAUUAAGAUUAGAACACAACAGAACACGAAUCUGAAGCCCCACACCGCUUGGCGUGACGCGCAGGACAAUCAGGGCGAUGAAACAGAAUCUCCUCCCGGGGUUACACACAGUACAUUCCAAAACAGCACCAGGUCAAUUGCAGGAACUAAGUUCCGUCCAAGCCGUGUCGAAUGCCGGCAGCAGCGUUUCUCAUCGUUGUGUGCGUAACAAUACCAAGUAUUAGGGAAAGGACACGAUCACCCUCCCGUUGUAUCGUCCCCCGGUACUGAACACGGUGAAACGAAUGUUUAGUUGCUAAAUAACAUGUACGAUUUUUUUAAUAAAAAA